GCCAUUCCGCUCACCGUCCCCGCUGUCCUAUGAAUCAUUGACCCGAGAUACAUCACUGAUCUACCGCAACCGUGAAGAUGGCGGCCCGGACCAUGCAAGCAGCGCGAUGUCCGACAGAUGAGCUGUCGCUGACUAAUUGUGCCGUGGUGAGCGAGAAGGAUCUGCAGUCAGGACAACAUGUGACUGUGAAGACCACACCCAACCACAAGUUUGUGUUUACAGUGAAGACCCACCACACAGUGGCACCUGGAAGCAUUGCCUUCAGCCUGCCGCAGCGAAAAUGGGCUGGUCUCUCCAUUGGCCAGGAGGUGGAAGUGUCCAACUACAACUUUGACAAGUCCAAGCAGUGCAUCGGUGCCAUGACAAUUGAAAUUGACUUCCUGCAGAAGAAGAGUACCGACUCCUCUCCCUACGACUCAGACAAGAUGGCUGCAGAGUUCAUCCAACAGUUCAACAACCAGGCCUUCUCUGUCACCCAGCAGUUAGUGUUCAGUUUUUGCGACAAGCUGUUUGGUUUGGUGGUAAAGGAUAUCGAGGCAAUGGAUGCCAGCAUCCUCAAAGGAGAACCAGCCUCUGGAAAGAAACAGCAGAAGAUUGAUAUCGGACUGAUGAUCGGCAACAGCCAGGUGAUUUUUGAGAAGGCAGAGAGUUCAUCCCUCACACUAGUCGGUAAGGCAAAGACCAAGGAAGCACGACAGACAAUCAUCAACCCAGACUGGAACUUUGAGAAGAUGGGAAUUGGAGGUCUGGACAAGGAAUUCUCCGAUAUUUUCCGCAGAGCCUUUGCUUCCCGAGUCUUCCCCACAGACAUUGUGGAGCAGAUGGGUUGUAAGCACGUGAAGGGUAUCCUGCUGUUUGGACCUCCAGGCUGUGGUAAAACACUGAUGGCCAGACAGAUUGGUAAGAUGCUCAACGCCCGUGAGCCAAAGAUUGUCAACGGCCCAGAGAUCCUCAACAAGUACGUGGGAGAGUCUGAGGCCAACAUCCGCAAACUGUUCGCCGAGGCCGAGGAGGAGCAGAAGAGGCUGGGAGCCAACAGUGGCCUUCAUAUCAUCAUCUUUGAUGAGCUGGAUGCCAUCUGCAAGCAGAGAGGCACGGGCGCCAGCAGCACGGGCGUGCACGACACCGUGGUCAACCAGCUCCUGUCUAAGAUUGACGGUGUGGAGCAACUUAACAACAUCCUGGUCAUCGGUAUGACCAACAGGCCUGACCUGAUAGAUGAUGCUCUCAUGAGGCCUGGCAGGUUUGAGGUCAAAAUGGAAAUUGGUCUCCCUGAUGAGAAGGGUCGCGUCCAGAUCUUGACCAUCCACACCAACAAGAUGCGAAGCUUCAACCUGCUCGCUACUGACGUCAACAUCAAUGAACUGGCAGCUGAGACCAAGAACUACAGUGGUGCUGAGCUGGAGGGGCUGGUCAGGGCCGCGCAGUCCACUGCCAUGAACCGACACAUCAAGGCCACAUCUACAGUUGAGGUGGACAUGGAGAGGGCAGAGAAGCUGCAGGUCACCAGAGAUGACUUCAUGGGAUCCCUCAACAAUGAUAUUAAACCUGCAUUUGGCACAAACCAGGAGGAUUACUCGAGCUACAUCAUGAACGGCAUCAUCAAAUGGGGUGACCCGGUCACCCAUGUCCUGGAUGACGGGGAGCUACUGGUGCAGCAGACCAAGAACAGUGAUCGCACACCACUGGUGGCUGUGUUAUUGGAGGGUCCACCCCACAGUGGAAAGACAGCCUUGGCAGCUAAGAUUGCAGAGGACUCGCAGUUCCCCUUCAUUAAGAUCUGCUCUCCAGACAAGAUGAUUGGAAACUCAGAGAUCUCUAAGUGCCAGGCAAUCAAAAAGGUCUUUGAUGAUGCUUAUAAGUCCCAGCUCAGCUGUGUGGUGGUGGAUGACAUUGAGCGUCUGCUGGACUACGUCCCCAUAGGCCCUCGUUUCUCCAACCUGGUACUUCAGGCUCUGCUGGUGCUGCUUAAGAAACCUCCACCCAAGGGUCGGAAGCUGCUCAUCAUCGGCACCACCAGCAGGAAAGACGUCCUGCAGGAGAUGGAGAUGCUGGACGCCUUCAGCACCACCAUCCACAUUCCCAACAUCUCGACUGGGGAGCAGCUAGUCGACGCCUUAGAGCUGCUGGGGAGCUUCACAGAUAAAGAGCGAGCCAGCAUCGCACAGCAGCUCAAAGGAAAGCGAGUCUGGAUCGGCAUCAAGAAACUGCUCGUGCUUAUCGAGAUGUCACUGCAGAUGGACGCGGAUUACAGAGUGUCCAAGUUCCUGUCUCUGCUCAGAGACGAGGGGGCGUUGAAUGAAGGCGAUCAAAUCCGAAUUUAAGAUGUUGGUUGCUCUCGCUAUGAACUGUGACCGCAGCUUCUAUGAGUAGAGAGGCUGGCAGAACGAAACGCACAUCUCGCCAUCAACAAGCCACCUGUGGGACAAAAUGAGGAAGAACAGAAGAAGAAGAAGAGAUGUUCAUGUCCAUCAACCCACUGAUCCCUCCGUCUGUCUAUCUAAAGACACACCUGGUCAAAAAGAGGAACACACAAGUCCUCUUUAUCUCAGCAUGUUUCUGUAUCACCAUCCUCCUACUCAUCAUCAUCUACACUUACUGACAUAUCACAGCAAACUACUACUGGAAGUUGUACUGUUAUAAAUCUGUUACCUGUAAAGAUAUUGCAAUAGAUGAUUGUAAAAAAGUGCUGUUUUGUGCAUCGUGCGUAAAAACGACAAAAAAAGAAGAGCCAUGUAUGUUUUUAGCUUCACAUAUAGUAUUUGUUGUAUUUGUUGCAUAUUGUCCUGCUAAAGGUAGUUAUUGUCAGUAUGAUAUGUAUCCUCACAAACAAACAGAGCAAAAAGAAUACAUCCAAAACUGACACACAAGUCCCAAAGCUGUUUGAAUAUUUACAGUGUGAAUAUAUGAGAGGCUUUUAGUGAAUAUGUAGUGGCUGUAAAAAUAAAAAAAAAGAAAAGAAAAAGAAACUGUUCCAUGUGUAAAUGUGAACCCUUUAAAUAUACAGUAUGUACCUUGUUUAAGUUCUGUAAAUAGUAUAUAUAGACAGAAUACAGUAUAUCAUGAGAAUAAUUUAAACGAUCCGUCUCAAGUCUAUUUCAUACUAUAUCAGUAUGAUUCUUCUUCCCAAUUGCUCCAGAGAUGUUGACUUUAGCAGGUUACUGUAAUAGUGAAAGUAAAUGUUGGAUUGUUGGCCUGUCUGUCUGUGUUGCGUACAGUACAGUUCAGUCGAGCUAGUGUAGCUAUGGCAUCACCAGUGUUAAAAAUAAAAAGAUUCUGCACUUUUAACAUGGAAACGACUCAAAAUAAAAUAAAAAAAAACAACCUUAAGUACUUAUCUCGGCAGUUCAUCAUGGGAACUUGAGCUUGUGUCGGCUCGUGUGCAUGUGUGAGGAACUAAACGCUGCAUGUGUCAAGUAUGUGUGAGCCUGUGUGAGCGUGUGGUGGUGACAGAGUGUGAGCAUGCGUGUGUUUAUGUGUGUGUGUGUGCAUCUGAAUCCAGGUUUAGGCAGUAAAUUGGUGGUUAAUUUGUGGGGGUUUUUUCUCAUGCCAUGUGUUUAGUGCUUAUUGUUCAAAGUUCUUGUUCUGUUCUGACCACUGACAAUGUGUGUAUGUGUGUGCGUGUGUGUGUAAAUAUAUAUCAAAA
This is a messenger RNA of Thunnus maccoyii (southern bluefin tuna), 3646 nucleotides long. Its product is annotated as vesicle-fusing ATPase. Bases 78 to 2324 code for a protein of 748 amino acids. The transcript has 21 exons. Gene Ontology annotation, molecular function: ATP binding; ATP hydrolysis activity. The record is from RefSeq and is a predicted model, not a curated record. Lineage: Eukaryota; Metazoa; Chordata; Actinopteri; Scombriformes; Scombridae. Gene Ontology annotation, cellular component: Golgi stack. Gene Ontology annotation, biological process: SNARE complex disassembly; Golgi to plasma membrane protein transport; intra-Golgi vesicle-mediated transport.